Messenger RNA from Schizosaccharomyces japonicus yFS275, 529 nucleotides. RefSeq names its product 60S ribosomal protein L22. Gene Ontology annotation, biological process: translation. Gene Ontology annotation, cellular component: cytoplasm; ribosome; preribosome. The record is from RefSeq and is a predicted model, not a curated record. The transcript is spliced from 3 exons. Lineage: Eukaryota; Fungi; Ascomycota; Schizosaccharomycetes; Schizosaccharomycetales; Schizosaccharomycetaceae. The coding region runs from base 42 to 395 and encodes 117 amino acids. Gene Ontology annotation, molecular function: structural constituent of ribosome.
AGUCGUACCCUGAGCCAAACUCUUGGAAGAAAUUGCCCAACAUGGUUAAGAAAGUCGCCAAGAUUAGUAACAAGUUCAUCAUCGACGCUUCCGCCGCCGCCAACGACAAGAUCUUUGAUGUUGCUGCCUUCGAGAAGUUCUUGAUUGACCGUAUCAAGGUCGAGGGCAAGACCGGUAACUUGGGCACUACCAUCGUUGUUUCUCGUGAGGGCAGCAACAAGAUUGCUGUUAUUGCUCACACUCAAUUCUCUGGUCGCUACUUGAAGUACUUGACCAAGAAGUUCUUGAAGAAGCACUCUCUCCGUGAUUGGCUCCGUGUCGUUGCUACCAAGAAGGGUACCUACGAGUUGAGAUACUACAACGUCGUCGUCGACAACGAGGAGGAGGAGCAAUAAGCUGCUUCGUCUGGUAAAAAGACUACUAGUAUAGUCAAUGUCACUUCUUGACGUAAUCUUGGCGCAUAUACUUAAUCCACCGUAAAUUGCAAGAUCAGGUCGUAUGCGAGUGUUGUGAAUUGUUGCAUUAAAAG